Messenger RNA from Zea mays, 746 nucleotides. Its product is annotated as wound-induced protein. Bases 138 to 458 code for a protein of 106 amino acids. The transcript has a single exon. The record is from RefSeq and is marked provisional. NCBI's taxonomy places the organism in Eukaryota, Viridiplantae, Streptophyta, Magnoliopsida, Poales, Poaceae.
AAGACGUACAAGCACACGGCCACCGAACCAAGCAAGCAGCAUCGGACCAGCGGGCGCAUCGAUCGAGCCAGUACUCCUCGACCGGCCCGGCCAUAGAAGCAUAAUAACACUACAGGGGGUGUGGAGCGGAGAGGUAGAUGGCGAGCGGGAGCGGCAAGGCGAAGGCGUCGUCGUGGGCGGCGGCGAUGAGCGUCGGCACCGUGGAGGCGCUCAAGGACCAGGCCGGCCUGUGCCGCUGGAACUACGCGUUCCGGCAGGCGGCGCAGCAGCGCGCCAGGAGGCCAGCGGCAGGCGCGAGCGGCUCAGUCGGCCCCGGCAGCGGCAGCGGCAGCGCGCACGCGCCGCCUGCUUCUGCUCCCUCGGGCUGCGCCGCGGCGGCGAGGAGGAGAGCCAGGCAGCAGCAGGAGGAGGAGCUCCGGACGGUCAUGUACCUCAGCAACUGGGGUCCCAACAACUAGCAGCUACGAACUACCAGUAGCUGGUGAUCGCGCGAGCAGGCGAAGCGAAGCUGGCAGUGGCCGGGCAACAAUCUGAGAUGCAUGACCCUUCGUGACUACCCCUACUCUGUUGUACGAACGAUACGAUCGGCAAGGCCAGUGCUUGUGGGGAGACAUUGGCAAUUUUGCCAUUAUGAUUUGUGGGCUUCGCUAGUAUGCCAUCGGGCCCACAAAUCAUAGACACAGAUGGUCCCACCAGUCAUAGACACGGGAUGGCAUAAUAACAGACAACCAAAAUUGAGAGUGGCA